ACAGAUUCUUUUGACAUUGCUGUGAAGGGGGAGGGACGAAAUAAACAGUUACACAACGUGUUAGAAAGUAAGUAUUGCAGAUUUUCGCUUUACAGUCACAAUACUGUAUUAUUGUGACUUUUAGCGGAAUCAUGUAUCGGCGACCGCUGCAGUCCGUCGUCAGACAGGUACUAAACGCGUCAGCAUCGAGAGCUGUCCUCGGAAAGGCUAUUGAACAAGAUGCUUGUCAUAUCAGGGUUUCAGUGGCUUGCCGGAUGACUGCAAAUGUCCCCAAUCACUCACAAUGUCGAGCUCUUCACAGCACAAGAGAGCUCUGUAUGAUUAAAGAGACCCCACAGGCCACAGAAGAAGAGGUGGGGGCCUUCACCAAACUGAUCGAGGCCAUGGGCUUCACCGGACCCCUCAAAUACAACAAAUGGAAAAUUAAGAUAGCCGCUUUGCGCAUGUACACAUGCUGUGUAGAAAGAAUCAACUAUGACGAAUUCUUUGAAAAAUGCUCUCUCCCCGACACGCUCAACUCGUGGUUCUUGGUGGCACAGCUCCAUGUCUGGAUGUGUCUGGUCCGGAUGCGACAGGAAGGCAGAGCAGGGAAGUACAUGUGCCGUUACAUCGUCCACUCCAUGUGGGAAGACGUGGAGCAGAGGAGCAAGAUUAUGGGGAUUGAUGCCAUUCAGAGAAAAGAGAGUAUGAAGGUGAUGACAGAAACGUUCUACGCUGCUAUUUUUGGAUAUGAUGAGGGAAUUCUAUCGGAUGAUUGCGUUCUUGCUGCAGCUCUCUGGAGGAAUCUGUUCAACAGACAGUGUGAGGAUCCCAGACAACUUGAGCUCAUGGUCGAAUACGUCCGCAAACAGAUGCAGUUCAUUGACGCUCUGGAUGGAGAAGACCUUCUUUUAACAGGAGAAGUCAAAUGGCGCCCCCUGGUGGAGGAAAAUGCACAGAGCAUCCUGAAAGUUGCCACGCUAACCUACAAUGAUACAGGCCUAUAAGAGCCUGCACUCUGACAUGGCAUUACCUAGAGAUGCCAGUCAGGAAACAGCACUCAGAUGAUUAGCCACAUCCUCUUCCUCUCUCUCUCUCUCUCUCUCUCUCUCUCUCUCUCUCUCUCUCUCUCACUGCCUCACCUUCUCUGACUUUCUGCACUGUUUAGUCAGCUUCCCACAAACACACACACAUUUGUUCUUAUGCGUGUUGAGAGUGUUAAGGACUCAUCAAAAUGGUUUCGCACUCUCCUUUUCUAUAUCUAUAGAAUAUUCUUGUAUAUAAAUGUCUUUCUGUUGGAACGUCAAUAUUUAUAGGAGAAAUACCUUGGCUCUUUCACUGUACCUCUCAAUGUUUUCAGUGGUUUUGUUUUUUUUUUGUUAUUUUUUUUGUUUUUUUUAAGUUGUACUCUCAAUGUGUUGGAGGGAAAUUGGUGUGUGUGAAUGUAAGUGUUUUUGUCAGACUCGUCAACCCAUACAGUAAAAGCACUUCUUGAGGAAUGACCACAGGAGUUCUCUUGUGUAUUUCUGUUUCAUUAUAUCCGUUCAAUCUGACUGAGCACUUUAGGAAUUUUUCUUUGUCCAAAAACCUUUGUCGAAAUCAACUUAUUAAUGAGGAUGUUAUAACCAAAAACUGGGCCUUUAUACUGUACAAACUCUUUCAUUUUAUAUACUUGAAUGGUCUUAAUUGGUUAGAAAUGUGGACAGAUGCUGUUGAUUACCACAGAAAAUAAUUUCACAGUUUGAAAAAACAAACAAAAUUUUUAUUCACAGUAAAACACAAUGGAAUUCCUGUCAUGACCAUGUAGUGCCGUUUAACCUGGUAAAUUAUUGAUAAUGCACUUAGUAAGGUUUUGUUUACAUAGAGAAAAAUCCACCCACAGGAACUAUGUUGGAAAUGCAUAAUCAGAAUUUCAUCUGCCUAGAAAAGUAGUCCCACUACAUGUUUUAGACCUUCAAUUUCUAAGUAAUCCCACUGGAUGAUUUUUUUCUAACUUUGCAGCUCAAAUAACACAUUUUUGUACAAAAGAAUUAAUAAAAGCAGUUUAACAAAAAUAAAAGCUGCACAUUUCUGCUUGUAAACCAUCAGGAGUGUCUUUCCCCAUUGACUACCAUUACAAGUGUUGUACAUUAAGCACAAUUUUUGCUCUGUUUUACAAACUGAAAUUAAAUUGUUUCUGUAGUAAUCAGCCUAUAGCUUAUCGUUGUGAACCUGGUGCAUUUCUUAGAAAAAAAAGAAGAAAAAAAAGAAGUCAUAAUCAUUAGAAAAGCAUCAUUUUUGAGACAUCAGGGGGCACUCAAAUUAGCCAGAAAGGUUGUCGCUCUGUUUGAAUGCAAAACCCCACCAGUUCAAUGUUUUGAGGG
Messenger RNA from Myxocyprinus asiaticus (Chinese sucker), 2342 nucleotides. RefSeq names its product ubiquinol-cytochrome-c reductase complex assembly factor 1-like. The record is from RefSeq and is a predicted model, not a curated record. Gene Ontology annotation, biological process: mitochondrial respiratory chain complex III assembly. Gene Ontology annotation, cellular component: mitochondrion. The coding region runs from base 132 to 986 and encodes 284 amino acids. The transcript is spliced from 9 exons. Lineage: Eukaryota; Metazoa; Chordata; Actinopteri; Cypriniformes; Catostomidae.